GGUAUGUUUAUCGUAAGCUUCCCCUACGCAGUUCUGCAAGGCGGGUACUGGGCACUCCUCUCCAUGAUACUCAUAGCCUAUAUAUGCUGCCAUACUGGGAAGAUUCUAGUUGAUUGCCUGUAUGAGGAGGAUGACAGCGGAAACAGGGUGCGCGUGCGCCACUCCUACGUCGAAAUAGCUGAAGAAGUAUGGGGAAGAAAAGUUGGAGGGAAAAUCGUGAACGUUGCACAACUGAUCGAACUUAUAAUGACAUGUAUUUUGUAUCUUGUAUUAUGUGGAGAUUUGUUACUUGGUAGUUUUCCCAACUCUCCCGUGGAUCUAAGUUCUUGGAUCAUGAUAAGUUGUGCGUUUCUCCUGCCGUGUGCCUUUCUUAAGACCCUUCGCCACGUCUCAGUGCUCAGUUUCUGGUGCACCGUCGCCCACCUGUUCAUCAACGGUAUUAUACUCAUUUACUGUUUUACCAAAGCUGCCGAAUGGAAAUGGAGCGAAGUUCAAGUCAAGAUUGACAUCUGGACAUUCCCCAUUUCUCUUGGUAUCGUCGUGUUCAGUUACACGUCGCAGAUAUUUCUCCCUUCCUUGGAGGUGAAUAUGGUCGACAGGAGCAAGUUCCACUGCAUGUUGCAUUGGACCCACUUAGCGGCGGCUGUAUUCAAGGCGCUCUUCUCUUACAUUGGAUUUGUAACGUGGGGGAAAGACACCAAGGAAGUCAUAACCAAUAACCUCCCUAGUGAAACUUUGAAAAUAAUUGUCAAUUUGAUUCUGGUUGUAAAAGCUCUUCUCUCUUACCCUCUUCCUUUCUUUGCUGCGGUUGAGUUGCUGCAAGUUACUUUCUUUCAAGGACGCCCAAAGACCUAUCUCCCAACUUGCUUUGAGACGGACGGUGCUUUAAAAGUAUGGGGGUUGGCCCUUCGGUUACUCCUAGUAGUAGUCACUUUAAUUCUUGCUAUAACAAUACCACAUUUUGCUAUUUUAAUGGGGUUUAUUGGUAGUUUUACGGGAACUAUGCUCUCAUUUUUAUGGCCAUGUAUAUUCCACCUAAAAAUCAAAGGCUCAACGUUAAAAUGGUACCAAAAAGCAAUGGAUAUUAUUAUCAUAAUUCUUGGAUUAUUAUUUUGUAUUAUAGGCAUGUAUUAUUCGGGGCACGCUCUAUUUAGAGCCUUCCGAGGUUUACCUCCAAAUCCUUUCGUACAUGCUUAAUCAUUUCUACAAAAGCUUA
Molecule: messenger RNA, 1216 nt
Organism: Lingula anatina
Lineage: Eukaryota; Metazoa; Brachiopoda; Lingulata; Lingulida; Lingulidae
Product: vesicular inhibitory amino acid transporter-like
Biological process (GO): amino acid transmembrane transport
Cellular component (GO): vacuolar membrane
Molecular function (GO): L-amino acid transmembrane transporter activity
Source: RefSeq, a predicted model, not a curated record